This is a messenger RNA of Aspergillus bombycis, 2202 nucleotides long. RefSeq lists its product as uncharacterized. The transcript is spliced from 2 exons. Gene Ontology annotation, molecular function: lipid binding. NCBI's taxonomy places the organism in Eukaryota, Fungi, Ascomycota, Eurotiomycetes, Eurotiales, Aspergillaceae. The record is from RefSeq and is a predicted model, not a curated record. The coding region runs from base 1 to 2202 and encodes 733 amino acids.
AUGUCGCAAGAAACCGAGCCCCUCCUUCCUCGCUAUGAGGAGGACACGACCCUCCAGCGGCGGUUGCAUCAAAAACUACACUCGUUUCAGAUGCUGCGUGCCCUCUCGGAGGGUUACUUGCCAUCUACCGACCAGGUUGUUAUUAAUCUCCGUACCUUGUUGGCCUCCGAUAUUCUGAAUCCUCGUGCCCAGGAUAUCGGCUCUAUCGGUCGCCAGCUUAUCCGAGACUGUCGUAUCUGGAUACAAGUCUUCAUCGAAUUAUUGCGCAACAAAAAUAGUGAUGAUAAGCUUCAGGAAUUCUUGUGGCAUCUGUCCCGGUCUAGGGCAUCUCUUGAUCGCGGCCAGGUCGCACAGCAUGCCUCACAUGUGGGGGCUAGACAAGAUACUAAAGCCGCGUAUGAUAGUCUUCGUACUGUGGGAUGCCUUCUUCUGACCAAUGCCGACUUUCGUCUAUUUGUUGAUGACUUAACCACUGUUGGCCGCCAGAUUUUCUCUGACACGGCAUAUUUCCUGUCAGAUACUUCACAGCAAGUGGGGGAACAGAUCAAGCCAUCACAAGACGAAGUCGACGCGGUACAGGGCGCCGGUGCAGAUGAAGGUCAGGCCCCGUCAAGCGAGGAACUACGCCAGGAGGUAGCUCAAGUCGCGGAGGCAGCCGGCAAUGGAGUAGCCCGUACUGGACAAGAGGUAAUCAAGAGUGCCAAAGAACAUCUGGGCGGACAGGAAAAGGAUACCUUGAUCUACCGGUUGAAGCAAGCCGUCCUGAAACUGCGAGAGCGAACGGACUAUUCAGACUCAGUAGCCACCCUUGCUACACUAGUGCAGCGUUACGCGAAAACAUACGCCAAUGCGGCCUCAGAUAUAAUCACAACGGCUGAAGAGGAGGUCGAGGUGAAUGAAGAUCUAAAGCAAGCCAUGCAGCAGUUCUGGGCUUUGGUUCAGUCGCUGGGCGAUGCUGAGCAAUGGAAGGCCCUGGAACAAAGAUUCCAGAAACUGUUGCAGCACACUAAUAAAGACCCAGAGUUUGAAAGACUGAUGGGAGAGUUAGGCUCUUCAGUGCAGCAGAUGCUGACCGAUCCCGGUUUUUUUGACUCUGCUUCAGAAAAACUCAGUGAACUCGAGGAGAAAUCCAAGAAAGUCGGCACUGAGUCUAAUCUGCGGCAGGAUGUGGAUGCUUUUCUAGAACAGGCAAAACGAGCUUUACGUACAGUCCCUGAAGAUGCCUCAGUGACCAAACUGGUCGAUGCUACCAACAAGCUAUACAAAGAUGCAUGGGACGGCUACUAUGAGAGAAAAAGCGAGUUACCCUCGGAUAUCCUUGAGGUCUUCUUUCCUGUUCUUCUUCGAACCAUACAACACAUUCCAAUCCCACGUCUGGAGGUGAUGGCGCCUGAGCUUGACCUUUUAUUGGAGAAUUUCAUCCUGGAGCCAGGCCACACUGUUAACUAUUCAUCAUUUCUCCCAUAUCGUCUGCAUAUCACCACUCGGAAUGACAUCGACGUCUUAAAGAGGCAUUCAAAGAGAACUACGGCCGAUCUCAAGACCACGUUUACUGCCACAGUCAUGGGGCUCAACGUUAGUGCUUCAGAAUUCGGAUAUUGGCUCCGCACGCACUCAGGCCUGUUUCGUUUCCAUGAUGAGGGUGUUGCCAGUUUUUAUCUGGAUAAGCGGGGUAUUGAUAUCUCCUUAGAUAUAGAAGUAGGUCGGGAGCGCCUGGAACAAAUCUUUACACUUCGCGGCGUGCGGGUGGUAAUUCACAAGCUCGAUUACAAGGUGCAUCGCAGCAAGUGGAAGUACCUUCUAUGGUUGACUAAGCCCUUCCUGAAGCAUAUGUUUCGUCGAGUCUUGGAGAAGAAGAUCGCAGAAAGAAUCGUUGCCGCCGCUUUUGCACUGAACCGAGAGCUCGUGUUUGCACGGGAGCGUUUGCGAGCUGCACGUAUUGCCAAUCCCCAAGAUCUGGCGACCUUUGUGCGGGCGGUGCUGACACGAUUGCAACCAGCCUCAGACGUUGAGACUCGUAUCGGCUUUGAUGCACCUGGAAAAGGUGUGUUCAAGGGUGUUUAUGCCCCUGGAAGUCUUACGAAAGUUUGGCACGAGGAGGCGUUGAGAGCUCUCGAGGCCAUUGAAGAAGGAGAUGAGAGCUAUGGUCUGAGAAGAACAUGGCGAAACGACAUAUUUAACGUUCCGACACGUAGCUCAUGA